GCCCCCCCCUCUCUUGCUUGUCUCCCCCGGUUGGUCCACCAAUCUCGACGACCAUGUGGUUCCAUAUCGAUCUGCCAGAGAUAGUAAGUAGCUACCGGACAGGCCCGAAUGCCUGAGAAUAGGAACAUUUUCCCUCUAUCCAAGUAUAGACAGCAAUGCGCUUUUUAGUAUUCAUCAAAUACAUAGAUCAAAUUGCAUUAGUACGAUACGACUACAACUGUCUACUAACUAGGCUCUGUGUCAUGUCUUCCCCCAUCAUGCAGCAUUCUCCCGAGAUUCUACGGUCGUAUAUUCCCUGUCAAAUCAUGCAGUGCCGAGAGGAGCUGAGUUCUGUCGGUCCAGGAUUCGAAACGAAUGCAACAACGGGCCCUUUCCGGACUAGUUGGAUAGCGUGUCUUAAACGGAGAAGCCGUUCAAUUGAGCCAACCGAGACGGUCAAAAGCCCCAAGAAGCUACUGCUGCUGCUGCUGCAUGGCCAUCCUUCCAUUCCCUCACCCACACACAUACUCCAUCACACUCAACAUGCGAGGUUGACUUAUCAUCAAGGGGGUGAGUGGGUGUGGGUGUGGGGGAGAAUGGGCCCAGCAUGGCGGGCUCCUAAUCUAGCUACUAGCUUUUCCAACUUCAGUAAAUAGAAAUUAGGCUUGGAGAUUUGUCCUACCGAUGGACGGCCUAAGAACGUAGUCUCGAACCGAGUGACCCAAUUACAUUCGUUCCCUUGGCUUUGAAACGAGCGGAAAGGUGUGCGUGAGGGUUAAGUGUGCG
Messenger RNA from Aspergillus vadensis CBS 113365, 765 nucleotides. RefSeq lists its product as uncharacterized. The coding region runs from base 156 to 635 and encodes 159 amino acids. Lineage: Eukaryota; Fungi; Ascomycota; Eurotiomycetes; Eurotiales; Aspergillaceae. The record is from RefSeq and is a predicted model, not a curated record. The transcript has a single exon.